UCUGUUGUGUAAUAUGGCUUAACUUCCUGCGUGGUUUGGACAGAAAGCAGUUGUUUACCACUUUGUUUCUGAGCUUUGAUGAAACAACAGAGCAAAAGAAAAGGCGGCUCCAUUUGUUUCAAAUGAAAGGAAAUGUAAAUUUUGUUCAAGGAUGCAUGCAGCCAAGUCUGUCCUGUGUUGGAUCGUAAUUCUGUGCUGCUUGCCGGAAACUCUAGCCAAACUUCAACUCUCCAUGCCGGACAGAACCAGAGUGGCACUAGCUGGGGAAAGUCUUUACUUCAAUCUGUCGGUUUCAGUCCCGGCAAACUACACCACUAGCAAGCUUAUAUGCUACAAUAAAAACAAGACGAGUGUUUGGAAUAAAGAUAUUAAAAGUACGUUUUACCAAGCUACACAAACGGUGGAGGUGAAUAUCAGCAUGCACAAUAGCUCCAGUUCUGGAAAUUACUACUUUAGUUAUGCAAAACAGGAGGUGCAUUGGGUGGUUCAUGUGAGAGAUAAAGGUUAUGAAGAGCCGCCUGAGGAGUUAAACAGUGCCAUCAUCACAAUGAUGGCAUUCUCGGGAAUCCUUCUCAUCUUCACUGUAGCUGGGUCACUUUACAUAUUAAAGAACUACAAGAAACAGCCUCCUCGUAGAGAAGACAAUAAUGAUGUUGCAGUGACGACACCAAGGGAGAGUGAUGAAGUGAUUUUGGAUGAAGAUGCUGCAUCUGCAUCAUUCUACACAACUCUACAAUGCAGAUCAGGCUCUAUUUAUGAUACUCUGCAUUCAGACUCAAUUCAUGUAGAAAACGCAAAGAAGAACCAAUCAGAAAAGGACUGCAACGCACAAGAAGAUGUAUUUGAUUCUGUGUAUGAAAACCUGUGAAUGAAGGAAUACGUGUCAAAUGAAGAUUUUUUUUGUAUAAGUUAAUAUUUUAUGGCCCAGUAUGACCGAAAAUAAAUGAAAGAUCAAAACAAA
Molecule: messenger RNA, 961 nt
Organism: Puntigrus tetrazona (Sumatra barb)
Lineage: Eukaryota; Metazoa; Chordata; Actinopteri; Cypriniformes; Cyprinidae
Gene: nfam1
Product: NFAT activation molecule 1
Exons: 6
Coding region: 152-868 (238 amino acids)
Biological process (GO): positive regulation of cytokine production; positive regulation of B cell receptor signaling pathway; regulation of B cell differentiation
Cellular component (GO): membrane raft
Molecular function (GO): transmembrane signaling receptor activity
Source: RefSeq, a predicted model, not a curated record